This is a messenger RNA of Arachis stenosperma, 939 nucleotides long. RefSeq names its product vegetative cell wall protein gp1-like. Bases 1 to 939 code for a protein of 312 amino acids. The transcript is spliced from 3 exons. The record is from RefSeq and is a predicted model, not a curated record. Lineage: Eukaryota; Viridiplantae; Streptophyta; Magnoliopsida; Fabales; Fabaceae.
AUGAAUGAAAGAGAUUUGAGGUUUCUCGUAAAGCAGCCAAGGUGGAUGUGGACCUUAUUUGGCACAGUUGCUCAUGCAACCGAUGGCAUGCCCUGCUUACAUGCACUUGCUGCCAUUAGGAAGAGACAUGACACACCUCAUGACUAUGUUCACCCUUGGCUAUGCAUGGAGUCCAUUAGGAGGAAAUAUGCACACUGCAUUAAGCCUGUUCCAAGUCCAAAAUUUUGUGCAAGAACUGAGUUCUCAAAGCCAGACCCACCCAUUACCAAAAGGCCAAUUGGACGGCCAAAGGUUCAUAAUAGGCAAAAGGAUCCUGCGGAGCCACUCAUGCAAGAAGAAAAACUAAAGAGGUCAUUCAUUGUAUCCAGCUCCAAGUGUGGUGAGAAGGACCACAACUACAAAACAUGUAAGGGAGCUCCUACUAACCCAAACUGGAAGUCGAAGACAAGGCGCCCUAGAAAGAAAGCAGCUAGCUCCUCUCAGUCACUGAUUGUGCUUCCACUGUCACAAUCUGCUCCCCCACCAGAGGAUGCAUCCAGCAGCCAACCAAGCAGCUCCACAAGCUUGACCCCAAACCCAACUGUUGUGGAAUCACCUGCCCCAAGCAAUCCACUUAUACCACCAAUUCCAACAAGGGUGACUAGAUCCACAUUUGUCAUUUCACCUCCAGGGCCAACAGCUACUCAAACCAGGCCACCGGCUCCAACUAUAGGUCGUCCAUUUAAACCUCCAAGGAAAGUCAAUGACACAGCUCGCCCACAACAGUCCAGGUUCAGACCAAAGCAGAAGAUCUUUAGGCCACCAGCUCCAAUUGCUACCUCCAGAAUCCAACCUAAUACACAACAGGCAACUCCAUCUACCAUCCCAUCUGCAGCACCGAAUCAGGAAGCGCCAUCCCCAAAUUUGCCAACUUCUCCAAAAACGAAGGACUCGAAAUAG